AUGGCACCCAUCAGCAUUAGAAUGAGAAUGGGGCGUGCCUGUGGCAGGUGCACAUGAACAGCAGGGAACUAUGGAGACCUACCAGUCAAGGUGAUGUUCAAAAAGGCUGCAGCUGUUGCUUUCAAGGGUGAGACCAGGAUACGUGGCAAAGAGAGCAAGCGGUUGCACCAGGCCGUAGCAAGUACUGCUGGCGAUGAGAUCGCUGCAGCCCUUUUCCCAAACAAAGCUGAAGUGGUCAUUCGAAAGGCAGGUGGAAGUACAUUCCAAUUCAUUUUUGUGAACGGGGAGUGUUUCUAUGUUCAGCUGGAUGGAAAGGCGGAACUAGGUACGGGGGAGCUGUUGCCAACCCUCCAAGCCUUGUGGCGCGUCGAAGCAGAUGCUUUGCUUCCCAGUGUAGUGAUUCAGAGGCCAGUGGCAAAGUUUAUCUUUGGAGGGGCCAAUGUGAUGGCUCCUGGUGUGCAUUCUAUUGUGCCAACAAAGAGUUGUCUUCCGAAAGAAGGUUGUCUUGUGGCUGUGCGUGCAGAAGGUAACAGUUUUGCUGCGGCUGUGGGCCGACUUCGGAUGGCUCCAAACGCAAUUGUCGGAUCGAAGGGGGAGGCUGUGGAAGUUCUCCAUUUUUUUGGCGACGCCCUUUGGGAGGUAAUGGGCAGCCCAAGACCUGCUGGCUUCAUAGGCGAUCAGAUCCAUCCAACAGAGGCUCAGGAAGAAAAGGAAGAAAGAGGAGUGAAAGAAGAAGAAAUUGUACAAGCUCCCGCUCCAGAAGCGGAAGUGAAGGACAUGCUUGACCAGCCUGACCGCGAUAUGACACACAUGAUUCAGAAUCUGGAAGAGUGCCUCUUGCAGGCCUGCAAAACACGGAUUAAAGACCGCGAUUUGCCUCUUCCUGGGAACGUCCUGUAUGCUCAGCACAUGAGACCUUGCAGGAGAGCUGGGUCCAAUAUCGAUGUGAAGGCCACUCCUUUCAAAAAGCUGAGCGCCUUCCUAUCACACGUGGAGGAGAAGGGUUGGCUGGCUUUGAAGAAGAAUUCCUCGGAUCCCAUUGUAACGAGGAUUUUUCGAGAUCACCCGGAUGUAACAAGCUGGAAACCGUGGCCAAAGGAGGCAACUGCAGAGGUCGAGGAGUCCAAAGGCACUGACUCCUCGCCCACUGAGGCCUCAAUUCAGAUAGAAGUGGUUUGGCGAAUCGGGAAACUCAAACCACUUUUGGAGGAGCUCAAGACGGAGGCAGCUGAUGGUUGUUGGACCAGGGAAGACUGUGCCGCGGCUUUGAAAGCGUAUGCUGACAGUCAUGAACUCUGGCUGAAGAACAACAAGAAACGCAUUGGUCCAGAUGCACUACUGUGCAGCCUGAUAAGUUCAGAGCUGGAGGUUCAGUCCGGACAAAGUUAUUCUUUGGAUGGCUUGGCAGACGAUGUACUGAGGACUUUGCCUUUGUGCCAUCGAGUAACCGCUCCGCAAGGCGGUGCCGCAGGCGGCUUCAGGCGGUAUGUCCGCCCGGGAAAGCCUCCAGUUGUGCAGGUUCGCACAGACACUCGGAGAGGGCAUCACGUCACUUUGAUCCACGGGUUAGAGGCGUACGGCAUUGAUAUGCAGGCUUUGGCAGCCGAACUACAAAAAGCUUUGGCGUCAGCUGCCACGGUUGAACAGGCUUCUCCUACACAGGUGGCUGCAGUGAUGGUUCAAGGCUUUUGGGAUGUAGCUGUGGCGGAAUGGCUUGGCAAGGCCGGCGUGCCAGCAGAAAGCAUUCUUCAGCAGGUGCGGUAGCACACAUAAUGUAUCGUGCUUGCAGUGUUUGUCGUGUGUUGCUUGGUAAGCCCACUCAAGCCUCAUGAUCGGCAUUCGCUUCUCGCACGUGUUUGUCCAACGACCGGGAUCUGGAGCUAGUGACUCCAACCAAAUGGCUUCACUGAGCGCACGCCUUGCCUUUGAACUGGCUCGACAGUCCUCCCUGCUGUCCAGAUGUGUAAUUCAUGGCUUGUGCUGGACAGAUCCUCGUUCAUCCACGUAUGCAUCCUGUCUGGUGACGCUACUUGAGGCGAAAAAGGGUCAGCAACAGAAGAAAGCCAAGCAAGCAAGCAACAUUGUGAAGGCGUGAGGCACAAAAGAGCCGCUUCACAUGUUGUUCUCGCGGCUGUGCCUCCAAAAGCUUGGCCCAGAAGUGAGUGGAGAUCUCAACGUGUCUUGAAUAGCAGGUAGUAUGAUCCGAACGUUCCUUGCGUAUACUUCUUGACAUCCGUGGAA
Durusdinium trenchii is the source of this 2241-nucleotide messenger RNA. Lineage: Eukaryota; Dinophyceae; Suessiales; Symbiodiniaceae. The record is from the annotation of a GenBank genome assembly.